This is a messenger RNA of Bipolaris sorokiniana ND90Pr, 1841 nucleotides long. RefSeq lists its product as uncharacterized. Gene Ontology annotation, molecular function: peptide-N4-(N-acetyl-beta-glucosaminyl)asparagine amidase activity. Gene Ontology annotation, cellular component: nucleus; cytosol. The transcript is spliced from 2 exons. Bases 311 to 1636 code for a protein of 441 amino acids. NCBI's taxonomy places the organism in Eukaryota, Fungi, Ascomycota, Dothideomycetes, Pleosporales, Pleosporaceae. The record is from RefSeq and is a predicted model, not a curated record. Gene Ontology annotation, biological process: glycoprotein catabolic process; protein deglycosylation; protein quality control for misfolded or incompletely synthesized proteins.
GACGCCGCCUCUGUGUCUCACUGCGCUGCUCCGCUGCCUGCACUUCCACAGAAGAGCCAUCGCCGUCUUCGCGCCCGUCGACAGCAGCAGCGGCAGCUUUUUCCCAGAAUACAACAUCUGCAAGUGGCUGUCCGCGUUGCUGCGCCGCCGCAUCAUCGGGCUGUGCAUCCACUGCCAAACCUGCAGCGCCUGUCCACCACGCUAUACACAGCUCCUCCCCCCGACGCCAUCCACCCUCCCCUCGACACUCCAGCACCCCAAUCAUCACAACAACCCCCGCCAUUGCGACUGUUCCUCGCGCCCGUCGACAAUGGAUCACAACACCCGCGCUCCUCGCGCUGCCACCAACGCCAUGGACACGGACAGGCUGGCCGCCGAACUGACUGAGCAGUUCCGCCACGUCCUCAGCACAAAGCGAAUCAACGACCUCACAUCUCGCUCAUCUCAAUCCCGCUCCUCAUCACCAGCGCCCCGCGACUUUGGAUCCCCCCAACCACCGCCCUCGCAAGCAGCCCCACCGGCCUACUCGUCCAUCAAGAACAUUCCCCUCGUCCCAGAACCCCCACGUGAUGCUCGCUCCCUCCGCUUCAAGAACAUGCUCCACUCGCUCUCCAACAUGCCCGUACGAUGGGAAAACCCCGGACUACUCGACGAGGCCCUUCGCGUCAUCCCGCUUGAGCAAAUCUACAACGAGGCUGAAGAGGAAAGCCAGAUCCUGCAGGCCGAGGCAGAGAGCAUGGGCGCUGGCAAGAAGGCAGCGUGGGGCUACCAAGACUGUGUCGUCCGCGCACUGCUGCGAUGGUUCAAGCGUUCCUUCUUCUCAUGGGUCAACAACCCUCCCUGCUCGCGAUGCUACUCACCCACCGUUGCCAUGGGCAUCACACCACCACUUCCCGACGAACAGGCCCGCGGCGCCAGCCAGGUCGAGGCCUACCGCUGCUCCAACGACGGCUGCAGGAACUAUGAACGUUUUCCCCGAUAUAACGACGCCUUUGUCUUGCUCCAAACCCGAAGAGGCCGAUGUGGUGAGUGGGCAAACUGCUUCAGCAUGCUCUGCCGCGCCGUUGGCUCAAGAGUACGCUGGGUCUGGAAUGCCGAAGACCACGUCUGGACCGAAGUUUACUCUGUGCACCGCAAGCGGUGGGUCCACGUAGAUGCCUGCGAAGAGGCAUGGGAUAAGCCCCGGUUAUACACUGAUGGCUGGGGCAAGAAGCUCUCUUACUGCAUUGCCUUUUCGGCUGAUGGUGCCAUGGACGUCACCCGCCGAUAUGUCCGUGACGCUAAGCAUGCUGCCGAGCGCAACCGUGCACCAGAGGCAGUUCUCCUCUACAUCAUGGACGAGAUCCGAGCAACACGACGAGCCAACAUGUCCAAACAGGACAAGUUCCGCCUGCAGGGCGAAGACAUCCGCGAAGCCAAGGAGCUCCGCGCCGGCGUCAUCUCAUCCAUUGCACAGGCCGUGUGCAAACUACGACCCGAAGACAUCAUUAACGGCCAAGUCACACGCCGACUAGAUGCCGAUGCUCAAAAAGCACUCGAAGGCCGCCUGAGCGGCAACUCGGCAUGGAUACGAGCCCGCGGCGAGGGUGGUCAACAGCAAAACCAGCAAGAUCCCCGAAACCAACACCCACGAUGAGACUGGGUAGAGAAGCCCAAGCACGCACAUCACACUUACUACUAUACCCGGUACUUGUUGGUCGCAUCUCGUCUACAUGACUAGCCAGAGCCAGGGCAUUGGUACUGGGUGAGAUUCGCUUGGUGCCCUGGUCAUAGGCAGGCAUGCAGACUGUGCGAUGUAAGCCGGUUCUCUUCCGAAAUGAUACCCGCGACACUCGCUACGC